AUGCCUGCACGCAUCUGUUCAACCUGUCAAACAGACACUGAAAUUGUUGUUGAUCAUAAGGCUGCUCAUGAAGUAUGUUCUCGUUGUGGCUCGGUUCUUGAAAUCAAUCUAUUUGAUGAGAUUUCCGAGGGGGAGAACUCACCAUAUUGUGUUGAAAACCCGGUUUGCGAAGUCGAGAAUUCAUCGAAUUCGACGUCGUCGACCGUCAGCUCUAACGAUCAGAGAACCGUGAGGAGUCCAUCGAAGAGAGGGUUGGAGCAGAUUGCAGCGAUGGUAGAUACUCUAGGGUUGACGGAAGGGACGAAAGAUAGAGCCUGUAAGAUAUACAAUGCAGUCGAUAUUCUGAAAUCAUGUAGGGGAAGAAGCAUAAGUUCCAUUGCGGCGGCUUCUCUUUUCAUCGCUUGUAAAGAGAUCGGAUCGUCGCGGACGCUGAACGAAAUCUCGGCUGUGUCAGACGGAGUCACGAAGAAGAAUAUCAAUCGAACCGCUGAAGCAAUAAAGAAACAGCUGGAAGUCGAGUCAUGGUUGGUGCAACCCAGCGAACAAAUCCGACGGUUUUGUUUGAAACUCGACAUGGAAAACCGUGCCAUUAAAGCAGUCCAAGAAUCUGUUGAAAGAGCACAACAGAUUGACAUAAGGAGAAGUCCCAAAUCUGUUUUGGCAGCCAUUAUUUACAUGGUAAUUAAGCUUUCUCAGGGAGAUCAGCCAGUUUCAGUUAAAGAUAUUGCAAUGGCUUUGGAGGUGACUGAGGUUACAAUAAAGAAAUCAUUCAAAGAAAUUUCAGUUUAUGCAUCAAGGGUGAUACCAGAUUGGUUCGUUGGAGAAGAAGACGUCAACAAAAUUACCUCCCCUUGA
This is a messenger RNA of Hibiscus syriacus, 855 nucleotides long. RefSeq names its product transcription initiation factor IIB-2-like. The transcript has 2 exons. The coding region runs from base 1 to 855 and encodes 284 amino acids. Gene Ontology annotation, biological process: transcription preinitiation complex assembly; DNA-templated transcription initiation. NCBI's taxonomy places the organism in Eukaryota, Viridiplantae, Streptophyta, Magnoliopsida, Malvales, Malvaceae. Gene Ontology annotation, molecular function: TBP-class protein binding. The record is from RefSeq and is a predicted model, not a curated record. Gene Ontology annotation, cellular component: nucleus; transcription preinitiation complex.